This is a messenger RNA of Schistosoma curassoni, 636 nucleotides long. The record is from the annotation of a GenBank genome assembly. Lineage: Eukaryota; Metazoa; Platyhelminthes; Trematoda; Strigeidida; Schistosomatidae.
CGACUCAUUUGGAAGGACCAGAUCAAUAUUCGUUCUAUGUACACAACUAUUUCAAGAAUCAAGAAUCUUUUGUGAAAUUUUCGACAAAAUAUGGAUUGAUCAUUAACAUUUGUAAUUUAUUGUUAUAUUUGCUAUUGAACUCAAAAUGUUAUUAUUUGAAGGAGAGCCAGCUUUAUUCUUUUUAUUUAUCAUAUCAACAUUGAGUUUAUUGAUUGGUGGUUGCUUAUGGGGAUCAGGCGAAGAUGAAGGUGCAGUAACUAAAAUGACUAUUGGCAUCGUAAUAUUUACUAUAGGAUGUGCUACUACCGUAGCAUUUUUUGUCACAUACACGAUAAAACAAAUUAGAAAAAAACGGAAACGCAAAAAGGAAAUUGAACGUAUUUUACAAUUAAAAGAAGAAGUCAAUGCAUAUGAAGUAUAUAAACCACAAAUCAGUAAAAUGACCGAUGAAGGUUAUGAUAAUGAAGGUAUAGAUCAUAAUGAACGGACAACAACUCUUUAACUAUCACUAAUUAUCAAUAACAGCAUACUUACAUGAGCGUUUGCACAGCAUAGAUCCAUUGAAAACUUUCGAAAUUUAUUAAUCGCGCUAUUAUCUCUUGACUAUUUAUUGUUUAAAUUAUGUCUUUUUCCAUC